AACAAUUCUUAGCUACAGAUUGUUUGUAUAGAAAGGUGUAGAGACGCGCAAGCUUCUUAAGCAAACCGACGAUCUGUGCCUGAGGAUUGCCCCUGUCCUUGUUGCGAUCGUACGAAUUUGGCGCACAUAGUCUAUCAAUACUGAUAGAUCUGCAGGAUAUCAAUCAGAUAUACGAGUGCCGCACGGCAAAGCUCAGCCAGAAUGAUAGCCCCCAAAAAGGCAUCCUUCCAAGGAAACCCCUCGCACUUGAUGCCCUCCGAGCUCAUUGACAAGUGCAUAAACUCCAAGAUCUGGGUCAUCAUGAAGGGAGACAAGGAGCUACAGGGGACGCUGCGUGGCUUUGAUGUCUUUGUCAACAUGGUGCUGGAGGAUGUGGAGGAGUAUGAGAUGACAGCUGAGGGCUUGAGAGUGACGCACAUGGACCAGAUCCUGCUCAACGGCAACAACAUUGCCGUGCUAGUGCCAGGAGGCAAGCCAGAGGAGUCAUGAUGCAUUCUUGAUCAGGUGCAAGGCUUGCCCUUUAUAGCUGAUGACAUACUGAGGGAGAGACGGGGAGGGAGUGAACUUUCAGCAGCAAUGCCACACAGCGUGCAGGAGCAGCUGUAGAUACUUGCAUGGGGUCAUGCCAAGACAUGACCUGCAUACCUCUUGAAGCCCCUGCUGUAUUGAUGUAGGAUGCGCCCAUGCGUGUCUCUCGCGUGUGUUCAUGACCAAAGACUUUUGGCAUUAGAUCUAGAGCAUCAG
This is a messenger RNA of Coccomyxa subellipsoidea C-169, 744 nucleotides long. Its product is annotated as Sm-E protein. The transcript has 2 exons. The record is from RefSeq and is a predicted model, not a curated record. NCBI's taxonomy places the organism in Eukaryota, Viridiplantae, Chlorophyta, Trebouxiophyceae, Coccomyxaceae. Gene Ontology annotation, biological process: mRNA splicing, via spliceosome. Gene Ontology annotation, molecular function: RNA binding. Gene Ontology annotation, cellular component: U6 snRNP; Lsm1-7-Pat1 complex; U4/U6 x U5 tri-snRNP complex. Bases 202 to 489 code for a protein of 95 amino acids.